GCAGAUCAGACUGCUACAACCUCCUGAGCCGGUGCAUGGACGGGGAAUCCGCGGCGAUCCCGGCGCUGUGCGGGCGCCUGCCGUCGCACGCGGACGGGUGCCUCCCGGUCUCGGCGUUCCUCACGGCGUCGCCGCUGCCGUACGUCCCGCCGGACGAGCAGGCGACGUCGCCGUGUCGGAAGAAUCCGUGCUCGCCGUCGCAGGUGUGCGUGCCGACUCGGCGGUGCCGGCACGGGCUUCCGGAGUCGCACUGCCCGACGUACACUUGUGUGCCCGGCUGCGUGCUGGGCGAAGUGAGCAGCUUCACGGUCGAAGCCGGCACGUGGGUCCGGAUCCCCCAGGCGACCCCCGUCGGCAAGAAGGCCUGGGACGCAGGGAAGGCCUGGGACAUCGGACGAAGGCAGAGCGAGUGCGAGCGAGUGUGCCAGUGCGGCGCGGACGGGGCGCUGCGGCGAUGCGGCGCCGUCGAGUGCCGGUCGCUCGGACCUUGCUGGCUGGGCAACGCCAGGAUCCAGCACGGCGAGACCGUGAACGUUGACUGCCAGAAGUGCAUGUGCCACUACGGCGACCUGGUGUGCGGACGUCGACGGUGCCCCCGGGCGUCACCCGUGACGUCAGUGGACGCCCAGCGGCCCUGCGACUGCCCGAGCGAGCGAACGCCCGUGUGCGGACGGAACGGGGUCACCUACCCCAAUUCGUGCCAUGCCUUGAUCGCGGUGUCGCGAGGGGAGGCGCCGGAGGGGAAUCCGUUCACGGCGAGGGAGGUCGCGAGGAGGUUGUCGUCGCUGGUGCAGGUGGCGCAGUGCGAGGUGACGGCGUACGUGUGGACGAGGGGGGAGGUGGUGGCGGUGGUGUCGCCGGGGAGGGCGAGGGCGUCGCGGGUGCAGGCGUCGGCGUGCAAGGAGGAAGCGAGGAAGAUCGCGAGCGCGAUCGAACUGCGCGGUCCGCAGGUGCUGAGCGACGCGGUGCUCGGUACGCUGACGGUGGCGGAGGCGGUGCCGCCGUGGAGCAGCGCGGGGCGGCGCGUGGCGGAUCCACGCGUCGCCCUGGUCCUGUCGGUCCUGUGGUGCUUACGCCGGCUGUGA
Messenger RNA from Darwinula stevensoni, 1085 nucleotides. NCBI's taxonomy places the organism in Eukaryota, Metazoa, Arthropoda, Ostracoda, Podocopida, Darwinulidae. The record is from the annotation of a GenBank genome assembly.